This is a messenger RNA of Candoia aspera, 2016 nucleotides long. It is a transcript of the gene SRFBP1, whose product is annotated as serum response factor binding protein 1. Gene Ontology annotation, biological process: maturation of SSU-rRNA. The coding region runs from base 88 to 1377 and encodes 429 amino acids. The record is from RefSeq and is a predicted model, not a curated record. NCBI's taxonomy places the organism in Eukaryota, Metazoa, Chordata, Lepidosauria, Squamata, Candoiidae. The transcript has 8 exons. Gene Ontology annotation, cellular component: 90S preribosome; nucleus.
AUGCUGGGAGGAAGCGUGGGGAAGUAAGAAGACGCCCCUGGGAGAGCUCAGCGCUUUCUUGGUGGUGAGGAGCCUCGAGGGGCUGUGAUGGCGCAGGUUUUGAACCUCAACAAUGAGGUUGUCAAGAUGAGAAAAGAAGUGAAGAAAAUCAGAGUUCUAACAAUUCGGAAACUAACUAGGCAUAUUACUAAAUUGAAGGGGAAAAAGGGUACUGAAGAUGCAGUGUUGAAAAAUCAUAGACGUGCACAGAGAUUACUAGAAGAAAUUCAUGCCAUGAAGGAGAUAAAACUCGAUCAGGUUACCAAAUCAGCACUUGGGAGAGAAAUUGACUUUGGGAUUAUCUGUAAAAAGCCCAAUUCUACAGCAAGAGACAGAGCAAUUGCUAGACUGAUGUCUCAUCCACUACUGAAGACUAAAAUUGCUAAUAUUAAAGCUGCGGUGGAAGCCUUUAAAAAUGCAAGACAGAAGCCAACUAGAGCUAUUUCUUCAAAAGAACAAGAAUUGGAACAGCAGCUUAAUAAGCAUCCUGGGGAGACCCAGCAUUCUAUUAAUAGUGAAACACUUAAACAAGCUGAGUCUCAAGAUAAAACAAAGGCAAAUGAAAAGCCAAAAAUUGGCAUGGGAAAAAAGCACAUUUUUGAGAGCGAGAUGCAGAAAAUGGCAGAAAGUGUGAAAAAACAUCCCUCAUACACUUCUGCUCUGCUUGACACUGAACAUCAUAAAUUAAUUCAUCAGAUUGAUCGAAUUGGAAACUCUGAAUAUUCAGAAGAAAACGUACAUUUGGCUGACAUUGUGAACAAGAGAGUAGGUGACUCUGAUAGAGAUCCAAGUAAAAGUGAGGAAAGUGGAAAGGAGGAAUAUUUUGAUGACAGUACAGAAGAGAGGUUCUAUAAUCAAUCUUCCAGCACUGAUGAAAGUAACAAUAAUGAUGAUUUCUUCAUUGGCAAAGUAAAGAGAAUGAAAAAAAGGAGAGCAACUAAUACUUCACAGCCUACAGAACAAAAAAUUAGAAAUAUGCUGCUAAAAAAACCAAAGGAUCCACAAUGUGAUAUGAUGCCGGGCACAAAUUCAAAAGACAGCAAUCAGAGCUCAAAAGCAGGGAAGCUGGAAUCUGUUUUUUAUUAUUCAUUGUCCAGCACUCAAAAACCUGAACAUGUGAAAAGAAGUGUUAGAGACCAUCUUCCUAGAAACAAGAAAACUUUUGAAAAAAAUCACCCACAGAAACAGAGGCCGAAAAGUUCAGCAGUGAAGUGUAAUACUGAGAAGAACCCUUCAGAGCAACCCCUUCACCCAUCAUGGGAAGCAAGCAGAAAACUGCGAGAGCAAAUGUCUCAAAUUACAGUAUUCCAAGGGAAAAAAAUUAAAUUUGAAGAUUAGAAUUUUCUUUUUAAACAUGGCAUCUCUGAUUUUUAGCUGUUUUUGCAAUGUUGCAUAUUGUUACAAUCCUUGCAACAUGUGUGCAAAGCAGUGUAAGUUAAAAAGAGGACUUUGAAGAAAAGCAGUUUUUCACUGAGCAACUUUCCAGUCUUGACAUUGGCACUUUUGUCAAAAAUAUUUUUAGUAGACAUAUUUUUAGAAGAUCUAAUAGAGAUCUUGCAUAAAAGGACCAGCGGGUUGAUUCUGAUCUGUCAAUACAUGUAGAAAUCCUUCACAGAGAAGAUUUUGAAUCUUCUGGGAGUUGUUGCUGAUGACCUGUAAGAUGAUUAUUGUCCUAGAGCGGAAGAAGGAAUCUCCAAAUAGCUAAAUUAAAACUAAGACAAUGGGUUCUUAUUUAUUUGAGCUUCAUUACAGAAAUAUGUUUGCUUUGUAUGCAUUUAAAUUCUAAUUCAGUUGCAAGGUUGAUUUUACGGUUUAUUUGUUCGUUUUUGCCAUUUAACCCACUACUCACUGCUUUUUUCUGUGGUUAUGAAUAUGAAACAAAAACAUAUGCAGUCUCAAGAAUAACACUGAUGAAUCUGAUGAAAGUAGACUGGUAUCCCUGAAAGAUUGUCAUAAUAAACCUAUAAUUUAAAAUAC